Messenger RNA from Caenorhabditis briggsae, 777 nucleotides. Bases 1 to 777 code for a protein of 258 amino acids. NCBI's taxonomy places the organism in Eukaryota, Metazoa, Nematoda, Chromadorea, Rhabditida, Rhabditidae. The transcript has 5 exons. The record is from RefSeq and is a predicted model, not a curated record.
AUGUCCGAAUAUCUCGGCUGGAGAAACCGAAAACCGGGGCCUGGUCGGAAUCGCGAUUCGGACUUUGAUAGGGAGAUCAUUCCGGGCGGGGCACAUACGAAAAGUUAUGAAAGCUACGUCAGGAACAUUUUCCAUCCUACGAAUCGUCUCAGAGCCAAGGACAAGGACCAACUAGUUCGUGACCAUGGAUUGUCGGCCACUAGCAUCCUUCGAGCUGAACGCGAAUUCGGACGACACGCUCUUGACGAGAAGUAUGACAGAGAGCACUUCUUCGAGAAGAUGCCACUCGAGAAUUUCUACGCCGAGCUGGGAAUCAAGAACCCAACUUCCACCAACUAUCGUGCCUACCAAGUGUACGAGCCGAAGUCGUCUUCAGAAUACUUCGCGGCCACUUAUGAAGCGGAACGAGAGAGAAGAAAAAAGGAUUUGGACCGGGAACUGGCGUCGUACGACAAGGAAGAGUAUGAGGAGAUGACUGGAGAGCCCAAGAAGAACUUGUACUCAUCGCUGUCCAGUUAUAGAGCACCACUAACCAGCUACAAAACCCGCGCCGAUGAAGAAUAUGAACGAGACAAUAAGACUACCCUGAUUGAUUAUAAGGAUUUUGAUAGCUCCCCACUCUCCCCAUAUCUCUAUCAAUCUCAUCCCUACGUUCGCAGCCAAGACUCCAGAAUCAUCGGAUCGAAUUUCGUUCAACUAACAUCCCGCCCAAAAGACAAGUUCCUUUCAAAAAUCGAUGAGACCUUGGCGAUGGUCCGUGAUAUGCCAAGAUACUAG